Eimeria mitis is the source of this 432-nucleotide messenger RNA. RefSeq lists its product as uncharacterized. The transcript has 3 exons. The record is from RefSeq and is a predicted model, not a curated record. NCBI's taxonomy places the organism in Eukaryota, Apicomplexa, Conoidasida, Eucoccidiorida, Eimeriidae. Bases 1 to 432 code for a protein of 143 amino acids.
AUGUUAAUUGCUGAGAGGAUGUCUUCCGGGCUGACGGCUUUGUGGGCGGUGCUGCCGCUGUCGGUGCAGUUGCUGGGAUCUGGUGGCUUGGAGGUCUCGAGCUCCGUUGUGCCGUCUCUGUCGCUGUUGCUCUCAAGAACAGCAGUGUUGCAGCGACAAGAUAAUGCCUUGCUGCAGCCGCUGUCCACUACCCGCCUUCAGGGUUUCCUGAUGGAGCUUCUGCAAGUGCUCCUCAAAAGGCUGGCAGAGGUGGAUAUGCUGAUGGGGGCGGCGGAGCAGCAGCAGGAGCAACAGCAGCAGCAGCAGGUCGUCUACAGCAGCUUGGACGAUGAGGAGCUCGAGCAACUGUGCUCUUACAAGGAGGUAAUUCAAGAUUCCUUCACCCGCUGCCAAGCGACCUUUUGCUGCGGCUGCCUCUCCUGCCCACAGUAG